Molecule: messenger RNA, 552 nt
Organism: Phyllotreta striolata
Lineage: Eukaryota; Metazoa; Arthropoda; Insecta; Coleoptera; Chrysomelidae
Source: the annotation of a GenBank genome assembly
AUGGAUUCCGCGUUCGUUAGAAUUCCAGGAUUUUGUCCGGAUUGCGGUUCGAUUUUGCCGCCCCUUUACGAAAAGGGCGGCCUCGUUUGCUACACUUGUUCCAAAACGUUUACACAAAACGUCGAAAGCGCGUUCGGCAGCAAACGGGUCACUUACACCAUCCAUUUUAAUUCGAGAGAAGCCAAAAAGAAGAACGUGAAAGAAGAAAACAACGAGGAAGAUGAAGGGCCGGUGGUCGAUAGAAAGUGCCCCAAAUGCGGUAACGAGAAAAUGUCUUACGCUACGCUUCAAUUAAGAUUUAUACGGUCUUUUACUACGAACCUUAACGAGCCAGUACAACGGGAACCAUCGAACGAUGAAAUCGGCGAAAUAUUCGGCGACCGAGAACACGGAGAAAACCACCCAAUAAGUCAACCAUUUGGUGUCGUCGUCUUUUUCUUUCGAUUCGAUGGCUUUUAUGGAAAUGUAAGCGGGAUAGAGAAAACCGACCGUGUUGCAUACCAAUUGUGCGAAAUAGCCAAACACCAACCAAAGACCGACGAAAACGGCUAA